Messenger RNA from Sclerotinia sclerotiorum 1980 UF-70, 1005 nucleotides. RefSeq lists its product with no specific name. The transcript is spliced from 3 exons. Lineage: Eukaryota; Fungi; Ascomycota; Leotiomycetes; Helotiales; Sclerotiniaceae. The record is from RefSeq and is a predicted model, not a curated record. Bases 1 to 1005 code for a protein of 334 amino acids.
AUGAAAAGAACCAUUAAUACUGCACUUCUAUCCUUCAAAGAUGUCAUCCAGAGAGGUGUGAAGGUUCAAGCUAUGGAUUUGCUUCAAAAUCGGGAUGCUUCUGCGAAUGGUAUAGGGAUGGACAAAGAAGACCUACAGAAACUCUUUGGUGCACAAGUAGGUUUUGAAAAAGUAGAGGAAGGAUGGAAUGAGAAAUCUUUUGGAAAAUGGGCUCCGGGAAAUCAGGAUUGGAAAAUGCCAGCCUUAAAGAUGGCGCUUAAAGAUUUACGGUCCACUACCAACAUAGCCGAAGUUGUUAUUGUCAGUCAUGGAAGUCUUCUUGAUGAUUUGACUCGUCUGAGAGGUGGCUAUAGACGUAGUUGGCGUGGUGAAGUUCGCAGCUAUCUGAUUAAUGAUCCCGGGGAACCUUGUCAGUUAUUAGAUAAGAAUGCCCUCGAACAAUACAGAUCGCUUGCAACGGACGAUCAGAUGAUACCAAAAUCAGAUCAAGAUCUGACCAACACCAACGAUCCUGAAAAGUCAAGACUAGCGGUAGCAUUAAAUCCUCCAGCAUCCAAGAACUCUGGAGAAGCCCUGGUGGAAAUAGCCCCGAUCAAUAAAACCAUUCCACAAACCAUUCCCACAACAGUACAGAUUCUCGAAACCGCAAAACAAACCGAAAACAAUCCAACUACAUCCGCACAGCCUCUCCAGCAAAAAACAACAACAAAAACAACAACAACAAUCAAACUAAAACGAAUUUUCCCACAAGAAUUCGAAGCAGAACCCCUCCACAUCUCGAAAAAGAUAUACGCAAUACCCCAAGAAAAUAACAAAUUAAACGGAAUCUGGAGUAUGAGUGAUCAGGAUAUCGCGAGGAAGGUUUCGGUACAGUUAUUGAUGAAUAAGGCGAGGGUUAAGGGUACCCAAAUGUGUUUGUUGGAUGAUGAUGUUGUUGAUUGUGAUGUUGAUAAUGUUGAUAAUGAGAUAAAUGGGUGGGAGAGGAAGGUUGUGGUUGCGGUGUAG